Molecule: messenger RNA, 1165 nt
Organism: Vigna radiata var. radiata (mung bean)
Lineage: Eukaryota; Viridiplantae; Streptophyta; Magnoliopsida; Fabales; Fabaceae
Exons: 6
Coding region: 191-754 (187 amino acids)
Source: RefSeq, a predicted model, not a curated record
GAGUUGAGCAGCGGAAGGGUUUUGGGUGCUGUUAGGGUGAGUGAGUGAAAAUGGUAGAAACAAUAAGAAAGACAAUUACCAAUAAUUAAAGAAAAUAGCAGUGGGAGUUUCAGAGUCCUUUGUGAAAUUGCUUCUCUUCCUUCUCCGUGCAGUGCAGGUUUUGGGGUGAGUUUUUCAAAUUUCUGCAAAAAUGGAAUCGGUGCCAAACGGGGAGGAACCCACUUCGUGGGAUGAGCUAUACAACAUCAAUUUGAUGCCUUCCGAGUUGUUCUUCAAGUUCCGAAAAGAACUUCAGGGCAUUCGAGUUGGUCUCAAUAUGGAGUUCUACAAUGCCCCAGUCAAUGAAUAUCAAGCCAAGCUUGUAUUGAAGCCUUUAACACCUGAAUGGAAGUGGAAGAUAAUUUAUGAACCCCUUCAUCAUGACGUUAGAGUUCUCUCAAAAAAGAUCCCCAUCACCAAAUUUCUUAAUCUUCAGGUUGGUAUAGGACACAAUUUUCAAAUGCAUGCUACUGGUUGGAAAUGGAAGCUUACCACAUGUUUGGGUGGAGAUGGUAUAUCCCGGAUCCGAAAUAAGACAUCAGUUGGCUUGUUUCCUGGUUUUGACUUACGGUUUGGAUGGAAGGCGGACUAUGUUCUUCCUGAAAUUACUGGGGCUCUGGGUACUGAUGAACCAUUGUUCAACAUGCACUCGGGACGACUACAAGCCUCGCUAGAUAGAGUUGAGGCCAUCUUGACCCACAGUGAUGAUGCAUGAUUUGGUAUAGAAGAUAAUGUUAAUGAGUUUCUGCAGUGUGCAAGUCCAAUUUUGAAAUGUUGCCUACCUGCUUGUAAUGCAUACAAGUCUCAAAAGUGGAGUCAAGAUGAAGCUGAGAAAGUUUUUUGUAAAUCGUGACAUGGCCCCCAUUUAAAAGUAAUGGAGCGUCUGAUACUCUGAGAAAACUACUCGUGUACUCAAAGGGACUAUUUUGCCUUGUGCAUACAUUAUUUUUACUUGCUUUUCCAUUGCAAUAAUUUGUACAUGUGCCUGUAAUUUAUAGCUGUUUCGGAUCCAAAUUUAAGAUGUUGCAAAUUUCUUGAUUGCUCCCCUAAAUAUCCCUGUUCUACCAGACAGAAGAAGAAUGUGGAAAUUUGAGUGUGGAAUAUUCAAUUGUCAUUUGCUCUCUAA